GUCUACAGACACUGCCAGCCUGUAAAACCAAACAAAAAAUACAGUUUUUAGCAUUUUAACGCAAGAGCAGAAUUCCUGCUGUGUUUUUUAACGUAAACAUAUUUUUCCACUGAUAAAGGCUCGGUUUUUCCCCCGGAAGAUGUGUUCCCCGGUACCGGAGAGGUCUGCCGCUCAGCUGCUGAGCGCGGCGCUGCUGUUGCUCUGGCUCUCCGGUUGUUCAAGCAUGGACGUCCUCAUGCCCCAAAACAUUAACGCACUGAAUGGAACGACAGUGAAAAUCCCCUGCACAUUCACCUCCUGCUAUAAGAUGGAUGUUGGCAAGUUUCUCAUGAACUGGACCUACCAAGAAACACUAAAUGAUACAGAGGACAUGUUCAUGACAUUCAUCAAGAAGAAAGGAAUGGUGCCUCAGCGAUCGUACCAGUUUGGAGACAGGGUCAUGUUUGUGGGGAACCUGGAUAAGAACGACCUGUCAAUCACCCUGUCAGAAGUGCAGAUCGAGGAUGAGGGGCUUUACAACUGCUACGUGAGAAACCCGCCCGACCGCAUCCAGGGACAUGGCACCAUACGUCUCCAUGUUGUUAGCGAACUUCCUCCUCCCAGAGAUUCCACCAUCGCAGUGGCGAUCGGGGCGUCAGUGGGUGGAGCUUUAGCGCUACUGAUCCUCUCCAUGGUGGUAGUGAAAUGUCUCCGUCGACACCGGAAACAGGAACUGAUUUCAGAGGAGAAGAUGGAGGAGGAGGGAAAGCUGGAUGCUGAAGGUGUUGCGGAGGAGGGAACUAAACAUCUCCCUGAAGAUCUAUAGUUACCACAGCUCAAAUCAUCUUCCAACGACACUUCCAUCCCUUCUGUGUGUGUGUGUGUGUGUGUGUGUGUGUGUGUGUGUGUGUGUGUGUGUGUGUGUGUGUGUGUGUGUGUGUGUGUGUGUGUGUGUGUGUGUGUGUGUGUGUGUGUGUGUGU
Messenger RNA from Gymnodraco acuticeps, 960 nucleotides. It is a transcript of the gene scn2b, whose product is annotated as sodium channel, voltage-gated, type II, beta. The record is from RefSeq and is a predicted model, not a curated record. Lineage: Eukaryota; Metazoa; Chordata; Actinopteri; Perciformes; Bathydraconidae. Gene Ontology annotation, cellular component: membrane. The transcript has 5 exons. The coding region runs from base 140 to 805 and encodes 221 amino acids.